Ipomoea nil (Japanese morning glory) is the source of this 1921-nucleotide messenger RNA. Its product is annotated as GTP cyclohydrolase 1-like. Gene Ontology annotation, cellular component: cytoplasm. The coding region runs from base 176 to 1567 and encodes 463 amino acids. Lineage: Eukaryota; Viridiplantae; Streptophyta; Magnoliopsida; Solanales; Convolvulaceae. The transcript is spliced from 3 exons. Gene Ontology annotation, biological process: tetrahydrofolate biosynthetic process; tetrahydrobiopterin biosynthetic process. The record is from RefSeq and is a predicted model, not a curated record. Gene Ontology annotation, molecular function: zinc ion binding; GTP binding; GTP cyclohydrolase I activity.
AUAAGGCGCCCUUCCACACAUUCCAAUAUCAACUGCAACUUACAGAGCUGUGUGGCUGUGUACACAUCUCCUCUUCUUCCUCGUCACUGCCCCACCACUCCACCAUCGUCUUCUCUGAAGAUUUGAUUGGAUUUGAUCUGGUAGCCAACAUUUCUUUGUUAUUGUUGUUGUGUCAAUGGGUGCUUUAGUUGAGGAGCAUUACAAUGUGGAGCUAGAGAACGGAGUGGGGCUUGGGGGUUGUAUUGAGCUGGGGUUUGAGAAUGAACCUGAGACUCUGGCUAUUGAGGAUUCUGUGAGAGUCCUCCUGCAAGCUCUGGGUGAGGAUAUCAACAGAGAAGGUCUCAGGAAAACUCCUUUUCGGGUUGCCAAGGCUCUCCGUGAAGGGACCCGAGGGUAUGGGCAAAAAGUGAAUGAUGUUGUACAUGGUGCUUUAUUCCCGGAAGCUGGGUUGGGGAGUGGUGUUGGUCAGGCUGGUGGAGCGGGUGGGCUUGUGGUUGUUCGUGACAUUGAUCUCUUUUCGUACUGUGAGUCUUGCUUGCUUCCCUUCCAGAUCAAGUGUCAUGUAGGGUAUGUCCCGUCUGGACACUGCGUUGUAGGACUAAGCAAGCUCUCUCGUGUGGCUGAUGUUUUUGCAAAACGGCUCCAGGAUCCUCAACGCCUUGCUGAUGAGGUUUGCACUGCUUUACAACACGCGAUUAAGCCAGCUGGUGUUGCUGUUGUUCUACAGUGUUCGCAUCUUCAUUUUCCAAAUAUUAUGUCCGCGUUUUGUGACACCAGUCAUCAGGGGUGGGUGAAGAUUUUGGUUACUUCUGGCUCGGGAGUUUUUGAGGACGAGAAAGCUGAUAUAUGGACGGACUUUCUGAGUCUCCUAAAAUUCCGAGGAAUAAAUGUAGAAAACGUCCAUGCGAAAGGCACCCACAACAGAUCGUGGUGCCCCUCUCAGUUUUUCUGCAAGAUGGGAUCGUCGAAUUCAGCUACGACUAAUGCAGUGGUUUCGAUCCUUCAGUCUCUCGGUGAAGACCCGUACAGAAAAGAGCUCGUAGGAACCCCGUCUCGUUUUGUCAUGUGGUUCAUGAAUUUUAAAAACUCUAAUUUGGAGAUGAAGCUGAACGGAUUCGUUAGGAGCAGAUUCGAUUGUUUGAAUCCCAAAACCGAGAUUGGCUGUGAUGAAGACCGUAUCUGCUCCGAAGUAAACUUGUCAUUCUGCUCCCAAUGUGAACACCAUUUGCUUCCCUUUAAUGGCGUCGUGCAUAUAGGAUACUUACUUUCGAAUGGAGCCAAUCCACCCGGGAAAUCCCUAUUGCAGUCCAUAGUACAUUUUUACGGUUUCAAGCUUCAAGUACAGGAGCGGCUAACCAGACAGAUAGCCGAGACUGCUUCAUCAGUCCUGGGCGAAGAUGUAAUGGUCGUGGUGGAAGCCAGCCACACGUGUAUGAUAUCCCGAGGGAUUGAAAAGGUCGGAAGUAACACAGCCACGAUUGCUGUACUGGGCAGAUUUUCCCGAGACCCUGCUAUAAGGAUGCAAUUCUUGCAGAGCAUUCCAAACUCGUGUUCUGAAGCGAAAUGAUAAUUAGUCCAUAGGAAUACUCACUAGCAAAGCUUCAGUUUGCCUUUCUUCAGCUAUAUGGUUCUUAGUUAUGACGAUCAGAGAGUAAGGAUUGAAUAAAACACGCACCAUAGCUAUUUUCACAGCAAGUAGAUAUGAUAUUUUUGUUACAGGCAUUCUCUAUAUGUUCACACAGCGUAAUUUGUUAUAGUAAUUAUAGUGAUAGUGCCAUAGAAUCAUAGAUUAUCAUGUCGCCUCGUUGCCAGUUGCCCUCAUCUGUAGUACAGAAGGGAAGUUUCAGUAUCUGAAAGUGUUUUCUUUGAAAUAUAUGUUAGUGUGUUUUCCUGAGUGUAGAAAUCGCGAGUUUUCUUGAAA